AUGAACUACAUCGGCACCGCCAGCCUCAUCCAGGAAAUCGACAAAAAACAUUUGGUCCUCCUUCGAGAUGGUAGAACACUGAUAGGAUAUUUACGAAGCAUCGAUCAGUUUGCAAACUUGGUGUUACACCAGACGGUGGAGCGCAUUCACGUGGGCAAAAAAUAUGGCGACAUCCCUCGAGGCAUCUUUGUUGUGCGAGGCGAGAACGUUGUCCUGCUGGGGGAAAUAGACCUGGAGAAGGAGAGUGACACGCCUUUGCAGCAGGUGUCGAUCGAGGAGAUCCUGGAGGAACAGCGAGUGGAACAGCAAGCCAAGCAGGAAUCGGAGAAGCUAAAAGUGCAGGCACUUAAGGAGCGGGGUCUUUCAAUCCCACGGGCAGACACUCUAGAUGAGUAUUAGGUGUUCUGCCCAUCGGACAAUUUGCUCUGUCCAAGCAAGCAGAGCGCUUUGCAUUUAGACCACACUUGGCUAGAGGGUGUGUAGGUCUGUUUUGAAAGGCUGUUCUUUGUUUUUUGGUGUUUUUUUUUUUUUUUUUUUUUAAUUUUGGGCUUAUGUUUUCUGUGGCACAGAUACACUAUUAAAAUCAUGUUGUUUUCACAAAAUCGUUGUUUAUGAAGAAUGAAGGUGUCUGACUAGCCUUUAAUAUACCCACAUGCGAUGGUGCAGUUUAAAGUGCAGUGCAUGGAGAGAAACUUUUUUUUUUUUCUUCAAGUGAUUUUUGGGGAAACUGUUCCUCAGCAUGUAAAUAAAACCUGGAUCCUGACAAUGUAAUCAAUACUGACCUGUA
Messenger RNA from Chelonoidis abingdonii (Abingdon island giant tortoise), 787 nucleotides. RefSeq names its product LSM1 homolog, mRNA degradation associated (gene LSM1). NCBI's taxonomy places the organism in Eukaryota, Metazoa, Chordata, Testudines, Testudinidae. Gene Ontology annotation, biological process: deadenylation-dependent decapping of nuclear-transcribed mRNA. The record is from RefSeq and is a predicted model, not a curated record. Gene Ontology annotation, molecular function: mRNA binding. Gene Ontology annotation, cellular component: Lsm1-7-Pat1 complex; P-body.